UCUUAUACGAGAGGGAGGCAGGACGGCUGGGAGACUGGCAACAGGUCUCACUGCUCUGGGGGACAAACUGUACGUCAGUCAACAAAAAACUAUUUCAAUAAAUCUGCACAGAGACAUUAUCUCACAUGGAUACGGUCAUCAGUUAGUGACUAACAGCUGGUUCCUCGUUUUAUGUGGUUUGGCUUUUAUAAAGGAGGACACAUUUUCAGAGGAAUAAUAAAGAUGAUUAAGGACAUGAUUCAGCACGCCAAGAAACAUCCAGGGUUAAUCCCUCAGUUUUUCUUCACGACUCUGGGCAUCUCAGGUGCCACGCUCUACCUGAUCCGUCUGGCAAGAGGGCCCCAUGUCACCUUCUGGGACAAAAAGAACAACCCUGAGCCCUGGAACAAGCUCGAUCCGACCUAUCAGUACAAGUUUGUUGCCAUCAACACAGACUACAAGAGCCUGAAGAAGGACGGACCCGACUUCUAAAGGUCCUCCAGGCACGUCCAGGGGCACCAAUUUCAGGAGGACCUCCACUUACAGCUGUCCCCUCACCUCAUGUAAAACUUCAUGCUCAUGUAACCCUGUGUGUACCUCUGCAACGUCAACUCUGAGCAAACAAUACAAAAAAGAAAAACAUUAAAAGAUGGUUCUAAUUUUAGAGCGAUCUGCUAUAUUUUGUAACAUUCAACUCAUCAGAUGAAGCUUAUGGAAGACAGUAUAAAAUUACCUGUGCUUUAACAACCUUUACCUUUACAUGAAGAGUUCUGCACAUUUCAUUCACAAAGAGAAUUCUUUAUUAAAAUAUAAAUAAAUUCAAUGUAUAUUUGCUUAAUUAUGUUGCUUGUUGUAUUUAUAGAGUUUAGUUUGCCAUUCAUCAUUAAUAACCAAUAAUUUUUAAUGACUACUCAUGACUGUGUUUCACUGAUACAUGCGCUCUAUCAGACAGUUUUAAUGUUAGUUUAAUUAAAACAUAUUAUUUCCUCUGUCUCUCUCAGGUGCCGCUUCUCCAUUUAAUUAUUUCCUGCAGUAUUCAGUUUAUGAUGAAGUCAGUUGUGAGGUAUUAAAUCAAUAACAUUCGUAGCAUGUUCAUAUUUUGAGCAGCGACUUUCUUCCACAGAAAGGAGCAAAUAAUUGGACAUUUAUUAGAAUUUUCUUACUGGCCAACUUGGGUUUAUACAUACAGUAGAUAAGUCCAAAAUGAUUUAUUCCCCCUGGUUGAUGUUUGCUUAAACUGAUGUUUUAAUUUUACCAACAUGUUUCUUCUGAACAAUAUUAUUGCUUUGGUGUUGCCCAGUCAGACUUGAAACUGAAAGAGCCUCUGUGGAGGGAAUGAAGGAUUAGGGUUAUGGCAAAGAGCCUCUCCAACCUCAAACACUUGGAGCUCAUUGCUAAAUAAAACACCAGUGGAAACAUUCAAAAAGCUGCUCAAGAUUCAACUAAGCAGAGUUUAAUGGUAAUGUUUGAUGCAAUGCCAUCAAAUAUGUUUUCAUUGAUCAUUAAGAAAUAAUUUGACUUGCUAUUUUUAGCUUCAAUAUGAAAAAAAGAUGUUACUUAUAAUUUUGUAAAUACAAUUUUCAUUUGAAAAAUUAAAAAUCUGAAUCUCGUGAUUAAUUUUUGGCUAUAACUUUAAAAAGACUAGUGGCCUUUAUUCUUUGAAAGUUGGACAGAAAGUAGGACAGAGAAAGACGCAGUGAACGCCCAGGGAUGGGAUUUGAACUCGGAACCGCUGCAUGGUAAACUGUGGCACCAGCUCUACCACUGACCUUUAUGACACUCACUAAGACAUAAAUAUAUGCUUUUUUUUUUUUUUUUUUUUAGUAGAAGCUUCAUGAUAAAAGUUUAAUUUUUUUUUUAUUUUGAUGACUUUAUACUAUUCUUAAUUAUUUCUCAUUGUUACAUUACAAAAAGCACUGUUGGUGUCCUUUCAAAUGUAUCAGAAUAAACCCAAACUAAGGUUUGAUCCUUUUUAUACAUUAACCAUUAAAUAAUAAAAGAGGAAGGUAAACUGCUCACAUUAUGGCACAUUUGGUUUAUAUUCUGACUAUUUUCAGAGAAUACAGGCAAAGAUAUUUCUCUGCAUCAUUGUGCACAAAUUUUGAUUUUGUGUUCAAAGAAAAGAAAAAUGAGUUGAAGGAAUCAGGUGAUUUUUUUUUAUUGUGGCUUCAAACAUCUAUGUGAGCAAAAAUAAACCCUUCAGUGAAGUUUU
Poecilia reticulata (guppy) is the source of this 2191-nucleotide messenger RNA. It is a transcript of the gene coxfa4l2, whose product is annotated as NDUFA4 mitochondrial complex associated like 2. Gene Ontology annotation, cellular component: respiratory chain complex IV. Lineage: Eukaryota; Metazoa; Chordata; Actinopteri; Cyprinodontiformes; Poeciliidae. The record is from RefSeq and is a predicted model, not a curated record.